This is a messenger RNA of Closterium sp. NIES-65, 1425 nucleotides long. The record is from the annotation of a GenBank genome assembly. NCBI's taxonomy places the organism in Eukaryota, Viridiplantae, Streptophyta, Zygnematophyceae, Desmidiales, Closteriaceae.
AUGGCCGACACGGCGUGGCGACUCGCGGCGCAAGAGGACGGAGAGCGAGUGCGCAAGUUGCAGGCGUCGAUCGCGUCGCUGACUGCAGAUAUCGACGCUGCAGCAACACAGGUGAAUGCGUUGCAAGGAACGCACGGCGGGAGGCCGGCGGACAGCACGGCGUGCAUUGCGGCGAGCGAGGGGCUGAUGCGGCUGCUGCUGCGACUCGACGCGCUGACGGACCUCCCGCCGUGGCUGUCGGCGGAGCGCAAGGCGCAGGUGGGCCGCAUUCAACACCUCUUGAGGCAGGUCGAUGCUACCUCAAAGUCCCUCGGCCCCACCGCCAACCCAGCUAUAAGCACCUUCGGCAACAGCACAUCCGCGCAGGCGCUCGCGCAAGCAGCAGCCGUGGGGGAGCCGUUUCCCCUAGCGCCCAACAACCCGUUCGCCCCCGAGCCGUCCGCGCUAGCGCAGUCGUUCUCGUCCUUCUCCUUCUCCCACUCGCCCGUUGGGGAGAUUGACUUAGAGGAAGCUCUAGGUCUGAAGCCAAAGCCCCCUCCUGCUGCUGCUGCCGCUCCUGCUCCUGCUGCUGCUGGUGCUGCUGGUGCAGCAUAUGGUGGUAUCGACUUGGCGUUAUCGCCCUCAAUCCACGAUGAACCCUCCGCGCUCUUCCCUUCCUCUCACAACACGACGCCGCUGCCUCCCCCUCCUGGUGCCAGGGCAGCAGCAGCUGCUGCUGCAGCAGCAGCGGCGGAAGGGGAGCGAAAGGCAGAGGAGACUGGGAGAAAGGGGUCAGAGGCAGGGAAGGAAGAGAGGGAGAAGCGGCAGCAGCACAAGGAGCAGGAGGAGCAGCAGGAGCAGGAACUGGGACCUCGCAAGGUGCGGUUUGAGAAUGGAGUGAAGGGUGAGGAUGCAGGCAGGGAGGCGGGCAGAGGGAGAACCGGCGGCAGCGGAAGGCGAGAAGGCGGAGGAGGAGGAGGAGGGGGUGCGAGGGGGACGCGCUUGGUGCCGCAGAUGCACGUGCCUAGCCCUGACUCAGAGAUCGUUCAGUUCAGCACGUUUGCGUCCUUUGCAGGGCAGCGGCCGCUGCUGCAUGUCACACCCAAGGCGGGUCCGCGGCAGGGGAGGAGGGAGGGCGUGCAGCAGCAGGCGCAGGCGCAGGUGCAGGAGAGUGGGAGUGCGGGGAAAGGGAGCAGGAAGGAGCAGGUGAAGGGAGUAGAGGGUUCCGGACAAGGGGAGGGCGGCCGUGUGAGUGCAAAUACCCACCCAGCAGCCCGCGGGUCGAAAUCAGGCACCUUCCCCAUGUCUGCUGUGUUCCGCAACCCGCCCCCUGUCGUGCCCAUGCCUCCUGAAACUGCCGCCGCUGCUGCCGCCGCCGCUGCGGCUGCUGCUAAAGCUGCUGCUGCGGCUGCUGCUGCUGCUGCUGCUGCUGCUGUUAUGAACUGA